Molecule: messenger RNA, 840 nt
Organism: Camelina sativa (false flax)
Lineage: Eukaryota; Viridiplantae; Streptophyta; Magnoliopsida; Brassicales; Brassicaceae
Source: RefSeq, a predicted model, not a curated record
UUGACUCUUGAUGAGUGGAUGAAGUUAGAUUCAGGGGACAUUGGCGACGAAGACGAAAUAAAUGAGCGAACUUCCAAAAUUUUGGCUGCUCAUCAUGCUAACCCACUAAACUUUAUCCGUAAAGGAACAAAAGGGGAGAAAAGAAAGGGAAAAAAGGGAAGGAAAUGCGGUUUACUGGGGAAUACCUUCACCGUAGCACUAAUGGUCCAGCUCCGAGAUCCACUAAGGAACUAUGAGCCAGUAGGAUCUCCUAUGCUUUCUCUUAUCCAAGUUGAGAGAUUGUUCGUUCCUCCAAAGCCCAAAAUCUACAGCACAGUUUCAGAGCUGAGGAAUACCGAUGAAAAGGAUGAGGAAGCGGAGGCAAGUGGUGCAGUCAAAGAAGAGAAAGAGGAACAAGGGAUCCCUCAGUACAGAAUUUCAGAGGUACAUCUUACUGGUAUGAAGAGCGAGACCGAUAAAAAGCCAUGGGGAAUCACGAGUCAGCAGCAGCAGGUACAGUCUGGUUCAAGGUGGUUGAUGGCUAAUGGAAUGGGGAAAGGGAACAGCAAGCUUCCUCUUAUGAAACCAAAACCGGGUUUCACGAAGGCUGGUGACAAGUUGUGGAGUGUCUCUGGUUCUGGGUCUAAAUGGAAAGAGCUUGGGAAAAUGGGAAAGUUGAACACACACGUGCGAUAUCCAAAUCUGAUAAUGCCAAAAUGAAGUUAAUAUAAGUAGCAUGUGUCUGCCUUCUUUGUUUUUAUUAAUGCUAAGCAAAUGUAUUGUUAUGUGGUGUGGUGGAUGGUGUAGAUUCACUUCAACUGUUGCAUCUGUUUUAAUAUUAUGUGUGUCUAGUUUAGGUUC